Molecule: messenger RNA, 2414 nt
Organism: Heteronotia binoei (common prickly gecko)
Lineage: Eukaryota; Metazoa; Chordata; Lepidosauria; Squamata; Gekkonidae
Product: zinc finger protein 500-like
Exons: 3
Coding region: 143-1846 (567 amino acids)
Biological process (GO): regulation of transcription by RNA polymerase II
Molecular function (GO): DNA-binding transcription factor activity, RNA polymerase II-specific; RNA polymerase II cis-regulatory region sequence-specific DNA binding
Source: RefSeq, a predicted model, not a curated record
CUCUUGGGUCGUGUCAUGCUCCUCUGCUUCCCUGAGAUUGUGAGCUGAAGGGAGAACGUCCUUGGAUUGGUUCAAGUUGCCAGAAGCUGGGUAGUUCACCUCUCAACAGGCCACAAACUUGCUUCCCUCAGAGAAGAAGAAAAUGGCUGCCACCCAGGAGGUGCCUCCACCAGCACUGGGCCUCCAUUUUUUGUACCCGUUAGAAGAAACAAUGCCCCCGAGGGUGAAGAUGGAAGAGCCUGGGCCACCGUGCCCAGAGGCUGGGUGGGAGUGGGAUGCAGCGGCGAAGGCCCCCCUUGUGGUUCAGGCAGGCACCAUUAGUGACCUUCUGAGGUGGGCGACUCCUCCACAGGUGAGGAGCGACCCAAUGCCCCAGCUGUGGGAAGUGCAGUGCCAGGAGAUGGUGCAGAGCUUGCGGACACCUGCAGACGUUGUGCCAGGACCCGUUCCUGUCCCACCCCCACCCCCUGCCUGGGGGAACCUUCAGCUGCCUGAGCUGGCCCCUGUGGAUGACAUUGAGGCCUACUUGUCCUCCUUCGAAAGGGCGGCAGAAACCUGCCAAUGGCCGAGGGGAGAGUGGGUGACCCGGCUCAUGCCGGCCCUCAGCGGAAAGGCCCAGCAGCCGCAUAAUGGCCUGGACUCCCGGAGCGGCCGAAGCGAGCACAGAAAGGCCAAGUCUUCCAGCCUGCGAGGAGAAGGCGGCACCAGCACAGAGAUGCAGCGCCAGCGUUUCCGGCAGUUCCGUUACCAGGAUGCCGAAGGCCCACGGGAGGCUUGCCGGCGGCUCCGGGAGCUCUGUCGUCGCUGGCUGAAGCCAGAGAGCCGUACCAAGGAGCAGAUCCUGGAGCUGCUGAUCCUGGAGCAGUUCCUGACCAUCUUGCCCCAGGAGAUCCAGAGCUGGGUGUGGGAGCGAGGCCCCGAGACCUGCGCCCAGGCAGUGGCCCUGGUGGAGGGCUACCAGAUGGGAAGGCGAGAUGCUGGGAUGUGGGAACAACAGGUGACAGUGCGGGUGAAAGUUGAGCAGGUGAGCCCCCAAGAGAUGAUGAUGCUGCCUGGAGCCCCGUGGGAGCCAUCCACCCCACUGCUGCCCCAUCCCGAGUGCCUCCCAACAGACAUGACACUCAGCCAGCCUCCUCCAGUUCCUGCUCUGAAGAUGCCCUGCGUUCCCAAACAGGAGCCUCGAGGCCUUCAGGAAACCGCAGGUGUCCUGAUGGCUAAUGGAAGCCGAGAACUGAACGCACUGCAUGGAGGUCCUCUGGAACUGGAGCCCCAUGGGGCUUUCUCAGCUGGGAACCCCCAGGUGAAUGUGUCCUCUGAGAAUCAUAGUGAGCGAGCAAGUCAGCAACAUGAGGAGAGACACUGCGAGACAGGAGAGCAUCCAGCCACACACCUCAACCCCCUUGGAGUUCCCCAGGGAACAGGGAAGCCCCUCCACCGGUGUUUGGAGUGUGGGAAAACCUUUAGCCGCAACUCGCACCUGCUCACCCACCAGAGAAUCCAUACGGGGGAGAAACCCCAUCAGUGUCCACAGUGUGGUAAGCGUUUCGGCCACACCUCCCAGCUGACUCGGCACCAGAGGACCCACGCCUCAGAGAGACCCUACCGCUGUGCCCAGUGCAGCCGGAGUUUUUACCAGAGCUCUGAGUUGACCAGGCAUCGGGCAUCCCAUGCCAGAGACCGCCCAUAUGGAUGCAGCCAAUGUGGCAAGAAAUUCCGGUGGAGUUCUGAUCUUAUCCGGCACCAGAUCACCCACACGGGAGAGAGACCGUACAAAUGCCCUGAGUGUGGGAAGAAGUUUGGGCAGAACUCACACCUCGUUCGACAUCGGAGAACCCACACGACUUAACCAAGCUGUUCCCUGAUGGAGGUGAAAUCUUCAUUUCUCACCACCAAGAGUUCACUGGGAGCCAAAGCACGGGACAUAUUCUUUGCCAAGCUCGGACUUGUGACAGGCCAGAUGACUUUUGUCUGAUGGUCAUUGAGCCCUGCAUCCACAGAUAAACUAUCUUUCAGAGGAUGGCUUAGUUAGAAUGAAUUCUGUUUCCAUGCAGAGCAGAAUGGACAAUGUGACCAGGCCCAGAUCCUAUUUCGGCUUCCACCUGGAGAUUGGCAACAGAUCCAGACUGAAGGAAGGGGCCAAGACCUGCUUUAGGAUGGAUUCUUGAACAACACUGAACUUAUAGCAUUUUUAGCAGCACCAGUUGGAUGUCUUUUUGGUUCUUUCUUUUCUUUCUUUUUUAUUUUUAGAAAAGGAGAUAGAUCUUCUAGUCAUCUAGACAGGAUUGUUGUUACAUAACAAUCUAUAUUCUCUGACCCAAGACCAUAUCUUUGUAGUGAGACAAAAAUGAUUUAUCUUUUUAGAGAAAUGCCCAAUCUGUAAUAUUUCAGAACAAUGGAGAUCCCUCUCGGGGAAA